AUGUUUGUCGGUGUCGGCGCAUCGCGCGUGCGCGAUUUGUUCAAGAAGGCCAAGGAGAACGCUCCUUGCAUCGUUUUCGUUGAUGAAAUCGACGCCGUCGGUCGCCAGCGUGGUACCGGAAUUGGCGGCGGGAACGACGAGCGCGAGCAGACGUUGAACCAGCUUCUAACGGAGAUGGACGGCUUCGAGGGCAACACGGGUGUCAUCGUUAUCGCGGCGACCAAUCGCGCGGAUAUUCUGGACGCGGCGCUGCUGCGUCCCGGCCGAUUCGACCGUCAGGUGUCCGUCGAUGUCCCGGAUAUCAAGGGACGGAAGGAGAUCCUCAAGGUGCACGCAUCCAACAAGAAAUUCGCCGAGGACGUCAACCUCGAUGUUGUCGCGGCGCGCACGCCCGGAUUCAGCGGCGCGGAUCUCGCAAAUCUAGCCUCGUCGCUUAUCCACGAGGUCGGCCACGCCAUCUGCGGAACCCUUACUCCCGGCCACGACGCCGUGCAAAAGGUGACGCUGGUGCCACGUGGCCAGGCGCGCGGGCUGACGUGGUUCAUCCCCAACGAUGACCCGUCGCUCAUCUCGAAGCAGCAGAUCUUCGCGCGCAUCGUUGGCGCGCUCGGCGGCCGCGCCGCGGAGGAGGUGGUGUUUGGCGACGCGGAGGUGACCACGGGCGCCUCGAGCGACCUGCAGCAAGUCACUGGCAUGGCCAAGCAGAUGGUUACCGUUUUUGGCAUGUCUGACAUUGGCCCAUGGGCUCUCAUGGACCCCGCCGGUCAGGGCGGUGACGUGAUCAUGCGCAUGAUGGCGCGCAACAGCAUGUCUGAGAAGCUUGCAGAGGACAUUGACGCCGCUGUGAAGUCCAUUUCAGACGAGGCCUAUGAAGUUGCUCUGGCGCACAUUCGGAACAACCGCGAGGCGACUGAUAAGAUUGUGGAGGUGCUGGUUGAGAAGGAGACGCUCAGUGGCGAUGAGUUCCGGGCGAUUCUGUCGGAAUUCACAGAGAUUCCCAAGGAGAACAUGAACUUCACGCCCAUCACUGCUUGA
This is a messenger RNA of Closterium sp. NIES-65, 1035 nucleotides long. Lineage: Eukaryota; Viridiplantae; Streptophyta; Zygnematophyceae; Desmidiales; Closteriaceae. The record is from the annotation of a GenBank genome assembly.